AUGUCUUUUUGUUUUAUUGCUGAGGACGAGUUUGGUGGAGAAAUAAUCAGUAUCCGUGCCGGAAAGAGUUCAUUUCAUAUCCAUGAGAGUUUGGUAAAGGAAUCCUCCACCCUACGACACUCGUUGAGGAAGCAGAAGGAAGCCAGGGGGUAUGUGUACACGUUGAUAAUACCAGACAAGUACACCGAGGCUCUGCAGUGCUAUAUCAACUGGAUAUACCGACGCAUCAUCCCCUGUGCCGAUUCUGAGCAGCAGACGAGAAAAGAAUCGAUAAACUUGGUCAAAGCCUACAUCAUCGGAAAGAAAUUAGGAGACACCGAGUUCCAAAACGCCGUUAUCGACGAAGUCAUAGAGAGAGCGAGCGGGAAAUGUAACGGCAGUAUCAUCCUGCCCGACGCGGAGACGGUCCGGUUUACUUAUGAGGAAGCGAAAGGGCGUUCCGGCUUCAAGACUCUUCUGGUUGACUUAUAUGCAUCCAACACUAUCAAUGGCUACUUCUGUAAGCCUGCAUCCAGCAAGUAUCCGAAAUUGUUCCUCAUCGACGUUCUGUCUGCAGUUGCGGACAUGCGACGCACCGGACGGCCAAGCCCAACUGAAGGAGGCUCAAACAACAUCUGCAAACGCUUCCACAAGCACACUCAGGGGACAAAAUGCUAG
Messenger RNA from Trichophyton rubrum CBS 118892, 657 nucleotides. RefSeq lists its product as uncharacterized. Lineage: Eukaryota; Fungi; Ascomycota; Eurotiomycetes; Onygenales; Arthrodermataceae. The record is from RefSeq and is a predicted model, not a curated record. The transcript is spliced from 2 exons. The coding region runs from base 1 to 657 and encodes 218 amino acids.